Fusarium keratoplasticum is the source of this 2160-nucleotide messenger RNA. Its product is annotated as Origin recognition complex subunit 1. The transcript is spliced from 4 exons. Gene Ontology annotation, molecular function: ATP binding; chromatin binding; DNA replication origin binding. Gene Ontology annotation, biological process: DNA replication initiation; mitotic DNA replication checkpoint signaling. Lineage: Eukaryota; Fungi; Ascomycota; Sordariomycetes; Hypocreales; Nectriaceae. Gene Ontology annotation, cellular component: nuclear origin of replication recognition complex. The coding region runs from base 1 to 2160 and encodes 719 amino acids. The record is from RefSeq and is a predicted model, not a curated record.
AUGGCCCCCGUCAGUUCAGCCAAGCGCCAAUUACCGGGCGCAUCCCAAAACGACUUUGAAGAUGAACUCGCCGGCGACGAACCCUCGUGGGAAUGGAUCUACAACACCAGCCCGACGGCCGAGAGGAGCGACGAGCCCCAGAGCGACCGAAAGCGCAGGAAAGUCACGGGGGACAAGAUUGUCGGGGCAAAGAUUGGCAGGUUCGAGUGUCGGAUCGGUGACAUCGUCAUGCUCAAGGCUGACGGGUCCAAUGAGGCCUGGGUCGCCUUGAUCUGCGAGUUUGUCGAGGAUGAUGGUGAGGGAGAGAAGGCGGCCAACUUUAUGUGGUUUUCCAGCGAAAAGGAGAUUCGGAAUAAGGAUAAGAAGCGGUCCGACUACUACUGGAACGAACUCUACAUCUCUCCAUCAUGGGAUAUAAACCCCCUGGCCUCGAUUAACGGCAAGGCCAAAGUUACAUCCCUCGACUCCUUCCUCUCCAAGUACCCCCAAGGCCGUAUUCCUCGAAACAACCCGGAGUAUGGCAAGACGUUUGUCUGCCGGCGAGGCUGCAAUACCCGAACGGCGACGUACACGGACGAGUUCAUCUGGGAGGAGGUUUACCGUGGCGAGGAUGACUUGUUCACCAUGAUGGACAUGAUCAAGAACGGCACCAAGGCCACUCGUCGUCGUAGAAAGGCGAGAAGUCCUUCCCCGGCGGAUACUACGUAUCACCCACCACAGACUCCAACCAAGACCGGACGAGGUUCGACAGUGGCUACGCCGACUUCUCGGAGAAGCCAAAUUGAACCCGGCUCCCGUACCAAGAGGAGUACAAGCAAGAGACUUGAAUUCACACCGCUGGCGACUCGCAGGCUGUCGCCAAGCCAAGUUGAGAACUCGCCAUUUCAAAUAGCUCGCUCACGUCUACACGUCUCCUCUGUUCCUACAAGCCUCCCCUGUCGAGAGGGAGAGUUCUCGCUUGUGUACUCUCACCUCGAAGCCGCCAUCUCAGACGGCACUGGUAACUGUAUCUACAUCUCGGGCACACCAGGAACAGGCAAGACGGCAACAGUACGCGAGGUCAUCUCUCGACUGGAGGAAGCUGUUGGCGCAGACGAGCUCGAUGACUUUAUCUUUGUCGAGAUCAAUGGCAUGAAGAUCACGGAUCCUCAUCAGUCAUAUACCCUUCUUUGGGAGGCCCUCAAGGGUCAGCGAGCCAGCCCAGCUCAGUCUCUGGACCUCUUGGAACGAGAGUUCAGCAACCCCAGUCCACGUCGUAUCCCUUGCGUGGUGCUUAUGGACGAGCUUGAUCAGCUGGUGACCAAGAACCAGGCUGUCAUGUACAACUUUUUCAACUGGCCAACCUUGCGACAUAGUCGUCUUAUUGUUCUUGCAGUUGCCAACACCAUGGAUCUGCCAGAGCGAACUCUGAGCAACAAGAUCAGCAGUCGUCUAGGUCUCACACGAAUCACAUUCCCCGGUUACAACCACGAACAACUCAUGAAGAUUAUUCAGUCACGAUUAGAAGGAGUCCCUGGAAACAUUGUAGACCCCGACGCCAUUCAAUUUGCUAGUCGCAAGGUUGCUGCAGUCAGCGGUGACGCCCGAAGAGCUCUCGAUAUCUGCCGUCGAGCAGUCGAGCUUGCUGAGGCAGAUGCCCCUGGCGAUCCCACUACCCCCAGCAAGCGAGAGCGAUUGGCAGAGUCCCAAGGCCAGCCAAGGGGCGUUGGGCGUGUCACUAUCGCCACUAUUAAAAAGGCCAUCAACGAGGCCACCACAAAUCCCGUCCAGCAACACCUUCGCAGUCUCCCACUCAUGUCCAAACUCCUCAUGGCCGCUCUUAUGAUGCGCAUCCGAAGAACAGGUCUCGCCGAGACGACGUUUGGCGAGACUCUGGAUGAGAUACACAGAGCAAGCCUCCGAGCUCCGUCUGCGCUCCCAGGCGUGGCGGCGGUUCUCAACAACGGCCUCAAGGGCACGCAGACAGGGGCUAUGCGCCCCAUGACCAGGCCUGGCCACAUCCACACGGCGGCGCUCGAGCUGGUAGCAGCUGGUCUGAUCAACCUCGAGGCGCAGCGCGCGGAGCGGUCGAGUAAGCUACGCCUGUCAAUUGCAGACGACGAAGUGAAGAUGGCCCUUCGCGAUGACGGGGAUCUGAAAGCAUUGGGUAUCGGCGUAUAA